AUGAAUAAGUUAUCAUUAUCAGGUCGUGAUAAAAAUGAUAACGUGAAAAUAACUUUACAAAACUCAACAAUAGCUAAAGAAACUCCAGUCAUGAUUUCUGCUGCUGAUAAAGAUAUGGAAACAGUUCCUGAAAAUAAUGAAUGUUGUGAGACUUCGUCGUUGCUAGUAUCCAUGAACGAUGUCAUUAAAGAAGAACUCGCAUCAAAUCAGAAUAGGUCAUCAUUUGAGGGUGAUACUCUCAAGCCAAGUAUUGCUCAUACAAAUCUGGAACUGUUCGAAGAUACAGCAGCGGAGUUAUUCUCACAGUAUCUGAAGGUUUUCACGCAACCUCAAGCCCUAGAAAGAUCAGUAAAGUCAGCUAAUUUGGGUACAUUAUUUGGUGUAUACUUGCCAACAGUUCAACAUAUCCUUGGUGUUACCAUGUUUAUUCGUUUAUUCUGGAUUGUUGGUGUUGCAGGCGUAUCACAAACAUCGCUACUUCUGGCACUUUGCUGUUUAACAACUUUUAUCACAAGUAUCAGCUUAUCAGCGAUAGCAACUAACGGGGAAAUUAAAAGCGGUGGGGCGUAUUACAUGUUAUCAAGAAAUCUCGGAACGGAAUUUGGUACUGCCAUUGGAGCAUUAUUUUAUUUGGGAAAUGCUGUUGCUGCAUCCAUGUAUCUUGUUGGUGGAGUGGAAAUUUUACUGAUUUACAUAUUUCCUGAAAUUACAAUUGGUGGUCGAGAAGCACAAUCACAUACAGAAAUGUUUGGUAUGAUGUCGCAUAAUUUACGGAUAUAUGCAACUUUACUUCUAUUGCUUGAAUUUAUUGUUGUUGCUAUGGGUGUACGAUUUGUGCAGCUUUUUGCUCCUAUCUCACUUUUGUGUGUUAUAUUAUCAAUUUUUUCAUGUUUUGCUGGUGGCAUAGAAAAGUCAAUCAAUCCUAAUAGUGGUCAAAGAGUGUGCAAAAUUGGUGAUCAUUUGCUGCAAGCACAAAUAUUUAUGCCAAAAAAUACUUCCAUCACAGAUAUUUGCAAUUAUUGCAAUGAAAAAUAUAUAAGUAGAAAUCUGAAAGAAUAUUGUUCCAAUGGAACAUGCUUUCUACCAGUAAAUUGCGUUAACGGUUAUCCUGGUUUUGCAGGCAGCGUUUUAGCAGAAAACUUAAAAGCAAAUUACAUGAAAGCUGGUGAAUAUAAACCUGGAAAAUUGGCAGAAACUCACACCGAGGUAUAUCAAGAUGUGCAAACAACAUUUUUUGUGUUAUUAGCUAUAUAUUUUCCAGCUGUUACUGGAAUUUUGACUGGAACUAAUAUGAGCGGUGAUCUUAAAAAUGCUCAGAAGUCGAUACCAUCAGGUACACUGGGAGCACAGUUAACUACUUCAUUUAUAUAUUUUGCCCUUGCAUUCAUAUUUGGUGCAGCAAUUGAUGGCGAUGUUUUGAGAGAUAAGUAUGGAACAUCAAUGGCAGGUAGCAUGGUUGUGGCAAAUUUGGCGUGGCCAAGUCAUUGGGUUUUGCUUGUUGGCUCAUUUACAUCAACUUUUGGAGCCGCGCUGCAAUGCUUAUGUACAACUCUUUUUAUUUCAUGUGCUCCUCGUUUAUUACAAUGCAUAGCACAAGAUGAUGUGGUACCAGAAUUGAAAGCUUUUAAGAAAUUAACGAAAAGGAAUGAACCUUUCAAUGGAUUACUGAUCACCACGUUGAUCGCUGAGUUAGCUAUACUUCUGGGUGCUAUGGAUCAUAUUGCUGCUGUUGUGGAUUUUUUCUUCUUGAUGUGUUACGCAUUUAUUAAUGUCAUUUGCGCAAUGCAUUCCAUCGUUAAGGCACCUAAUUGGAGGCCUCGUUAUAAAUAUUAUCAUUGGUCACUUGCAUUACUUGGCGCUUUUUUGUGCUUUUUUAUCAUGUUUUCGACGCAUUGGGAUUAUGCUAUUAUCUCAUGUCUUCUAUGCUUUUCGUUAUAUAAAUACACAGAAUACAGAGGGGCAAACAGGGAAUGGGGAGAUGGUAUGAGAGCUUUGUCGAUCUCAACCGCACAAAAAGCUUUGCUAACAAUAAACGAUACUGAACCAUCUCACGCAAAAAAUUUCAGACCACAAUUGUUGCUUCUAUUUUCAAUGAAAUGGCAGAACGAUGGAACAGAUUCACGCUAUAAAAGAUUGAUGCAUCUUGCUUCGCAGCUGAAGGCAAGUCAAGGCUUAUGUGUGAUUGUCGCAUUUCUUCGUGGCAAUCCUUUUGAUGAAAAUGACCAAAACAUAGCUAAUGAGAUACGUAAACGAUUAAAUGACGAUAUGAAAGAAGCAAAAAUUCGUGGUUUUGUUAAAACUCUUGUUUAUGGUGAAUCUCAAAUUUGUGGUAGUAUUUCGACAGUAAUUCAAAGUACUGGAGUCGGUGCUCUCUGUCCCAAUACUCUGUUGUUGAAGUGGCCUUCAUAUGGCCCUAAUUGGCCUUCUGAAUCACCAGAUUCUGAGUACUCCACAUUUGUUGAUAAACUACAUGCGGGGUAUGUAAUGAAGAUGUGUUUACUUGUUGCUAAAGAUGUAUCACAUUUUCCAUAUAUAUUUGAGCCAGUUAAGAAUGGUUUUGUUGAUGCAUAUUGGAUUAUUCGUGACCGAGGAUUUCUUGGCCUUAUUGCUCAUUUAUUAUUACAUCAUAAAGUUUGGCGUGGAUGUCAACUGCGCGUUAUUGGCAUUGCUCGAGAUAGUGAAGAAAAAGUAGAAAUGACUGGAAGGAUUAAUUUUUAUUUGAAAGCAAUGCGUAUUGAUGCACUCGUGCAGGUAAAUAUUCUGAGUGAUCCUAAUAUAUCACGAGCUGAUUUUGAACGAACAUUAUUGAUGGAAGAAAGAAGUCAAAUGGCCCGUGAAGCUAGAAGAUUUGUAGCAAAACAAAAAAGCGCUGAAUUUCUGAAAGAACAUGUUGAUGAGAUGUUGAGUGAUACUAAGGAUACUGAGCCUCAAAUAAAGAGUCGCUUCCGUGUAGAAAAACAUGCAGAAGAAAUAAGUGAUGAUAAUCCUUUGGAUGGUCACAAGGGCAGUGAGACUGACCGUAUGAAAGAUGAUAAAAUGAUUGCUAACGAAAAAUCCAAGAAAUGGUCAUUGUGCGAAACAGUUCAUGUUCCAGGUUUUACGGAUUAUGUGCAUUAUUUAGACGAGCUUACAGCUGGUCUACCAAGAGUUUUAUUUGUACGAGGAGCUGGUACAGAAACUCUCACUUCCAGUGCAUAA
Messenger RNA from Thelazia callipaeda (thelaziosis nematode), 3198 nucleotides. Lineage: Eukaryota; Metazoa; Nematoda; Chromadorea; Rhabditida; Thelaziidae. The record is from the annotation of a GenBank genome assembly.